UAUGUCUUUCACUCUAGAGAACUAUAGAAUGUGCCUUUCUCACUCAUCUGUGUAAUUUCGUUCCAUGGUCAUGUCAUGGAGAUGUAGAUAAACUAAUAAAAAAACAAAAUAAUAUUUAUAUAUAAGAUAAGAAAAGAAACUUAAAUGUUUUUAUGAAAAAAAAUAGCAGAUAGCUUUAUCAGGCAAAGACAUACUUAUAUUAAAAAGAAGUAUUUGAUGACAAUUACUAUAAUGAGCAGAGUAGGAAGAGUAGGUCCAGCGCAAAUGAAAAAACUCUUAGAUCUUUUAAGUGAAGACGGAGUUCUAGAAGAUGGUAAAAUUUUGUACACAGAGACCACUCGGCAAAACUUCUGGAAGCGGAUUGCUACACAACUGAAUGCGGUUAACGGUGGCGUCUAUAAAAACACUUGGCAAUGGUGCAAGAUGUGGGCCGAUUGGAAAACCAAAACCAAGAAAAAAGCAAACAUAUUGUUUCAUAGAAAGAAAUACAAAGUAGAACAGAAAAUCGUAGCGUUUACCGAUUUGGAGUUAAGGUUAUUGAAAAUGAUUAAAUACCCUUUUGAUGAUAGCUCCGACUCUCUCCAGUUGGAUAUGUUAGUUGAUAAAACUGAUGAUGUUGACAAUACAGUGGAUGAAUUACAAAAUCAAGACUUUGUAAUUGAAGAUUAUAUUGUUGAGAGAAUGUCAUCAAAUGAUGAUGACAAGACUGAACACUUUGUAGAAAAUAAUGAAACUAAUUUCUGCAGUGUAAAUGUACAGGACAAAUAUGAUACCGGAGACUGUUCUUCAGGCACUUACAAAGAAGAGAAAGUCAAAAUAAAAGGAAAAUCCUAUAAAAGAAAGAAGAUAUCUCUGGAAGAGUAUAAAAUACGAACAACUAUGGAAUUAGAAAAAGAAAAAGUGCAACAAAAAACAGAAGAGCUAAGAUUGAGAGCAUUAGAGUUAAAGGUAAAAGGAGAUGAGUUGAAACUAAAGGAAUUAGAAAUGAACAAAAUUAAUUACAUGACAAAUAUAGAAGAGGAGAAACUAAAAUGCUUAAAAGAAAUAUCAUCUUGCCUGAAAGAAUUGGUGGAGCGAAAUAGAUCUGGUAACCUUCGGUUUACGAAUAUGUUAUGAAAUGAAGUGCUGUAGAAGUCUACCCAAAUUGAAACCUGGAUCUAAUUACAACAAAAUAGUUGCAAUAAAGUUUUAACAACAGUACACUUAUCGAUGUUCAUCGGUGAGGUGUGGCAUAAUCUUUGUAUAUAGCAUUAAUUUUAUAAUGUAAAUAUAUUGCGUAAGAAAAAGGAAACAAAGUUUUAUGAAUAAUUGGAAAUAUUAUAUUGUUUUUAAAA
Messenger RNA from Manduca sexta (tobacco hornworm), 1334 nucleotides. RefSeq lists its product as uncharacterized. The transcript is spliced from 6 exons. The record is from RefSeq and is a predicted model, not a curated record. Lineage: Eukaryota; Metazoa; Arthropoda; Insecta; Lepidoptera; Sphingidae. The coding region runs from base 217 to 1116 and encodes 299 amino acids.